AUGGCCAUGAAGAAACUCUAUGCCAAGACCUCGUUCAGCAGCAAGAAACCCAAUGCCGUGGUGGCCUCCUCGGGCCCCAUCCUGGCCUACCACCAGUCCACCGGCCCCGCCGGCGGCAUGUGCGAGUUCCAGGCGCCGAAGGGUGCCCCCGUGGCUGCCACACAGCCCGCCGGGGAGUUGAUUCGUCGCAGCCAGAGCCUGCACCGCGUCAAGGGCCUGUCCGAGUACUACAGCAUCGAGGAGCUGCAGGAGCUGGAUCUGCUCGACUACCGCCAUCCCAUGUACCACCACUACCAGCAGCAGCAGCAGCAGCAGCAGGAGCUGCUCCUGCGCCAGCGGUCGGCCUACCACGAGCACGAGCAGCUCGUCCUGCAGCUGCCGAAGGCCGACCGGGGCGCCGCACCCAUCUACGAAGCGCCCCACCAACAACACCAGCGAUCCGUCCAGGAUCAGUCGUUGUAUGUACAGCCACCAUCAGCCACAGCUGCCCCAGUUGCAGCACACACGAUAGCCACUCCAUCCACAUCCACAUCAGCAUCAGCAUCAGCAUCAACCUCCCAUUCCAGUGCUUCGUCCUCCUCCUCGUCGUCGGUUAUAUUUUCCACUCUACGCAAAUGCGUUUCCCCCUCCGAUCCAACGACCUCUAACCCCUCCUACCCUUCUAAGGCUGGCCCAUCGAGACUUGGCUGUUCCAUGUCGUUCUCAAUUAGAACAAUCCCAUCAUCAUCAUCAACACAGCAGCAGCAGCAGCAACAUCCACAUAAACAGCAUCUCUACAGCAACAUACAUCAUUACCUGCAACAACAACAGCAACACAACAGCAGCAACAACAACAACAUGCAACACAACAUAAUACAGAAACAACAACAACAACAGAAUCAGCAACGAAUCCUCCCUCAGCGUCGCCAUAAUUCGGUCAAAGAUAAAUCCAUUGGGGGCAUGACAACAAUUUUUGCUGAGCAGAGCAUUAUCGGGGCACGCGCCUCUGUGAUGGUCUACGACGACAACCAGAAGAAGUGGGUGCCCUCGGGGAGCUCGUCGGGACUGAGCAAGGUGCAGAUCUACCACCACCAGCAGAACAACACGUUCCGGGUGGUGGGACGGAAGCUGCACGACCUCGAGGUGGUGAUCAACUGCUCGAUCCUGAAGGGGCUGAAGUACAACCAGGCCACGGCCACGUUCCACCAGUGGCGCGACUCCAAGUUCGUCUACGGGCUGAACUUCUCCAGCCAGAACGAUGCGGAGAACUUCGCCCGGGCCAUGAUGCACGCGCUGGAGGUGCUCAGCGGCCGGGUGGCCAACAACCCGGGCGGACAACCGACCAAUGGCAACGGGUACGAGGAGGACAUGGGCUACCGCACCAUGACCAGCGAGGAUGCGGCCAUUCUCCGGCAGAACAACGGCAUUGCCGGCCACAUCACGCCCUCGGCCCAGACGCCCACUUCGCAGACCAACCAGAAUAACAUACCCCAGAGUCCGCCGACGCCCCAGGGCCACCAUCGCACCAGCAGCGCACCGCCGGCCCCCCAGCCGCAGCAACAGCAGCAGCAGCAGCAGAUGGCCCCGCCGGGACCCCAUUACAGACCGCCCGCCGGCAACGGACCCACGCCCAACGGCCUACCGCCGCAGGUGAACCCACAAAUCCCCCCGGCCCCGGGCCAGGCCCUGCAGCAGCCGCAGCAGCCCCAACAACAGCCACAGCAGCCGUACCAGCAGCAGCAGCAGCAGCAACCCGUCUACGCCGCCCAGCAGCAGCAGCAGCAGAUGGUCCAGGCGGGCUAUCCGGGUCCCUCUCAGUACCAGCAGCCGCACUACGUGCUCUCCAAUUCUAAUCCCAAUCUCAAUAUGCAUCAAUACCCGACACAGCCCCCACAGCAGUCUCUGCCGCAGCAGCAGCAGCCCCAGCCGCCGCAUCAGAACGGGGGCGGACCCAUUUACGUGGUCUCGCAGCCCGGCCACGGACACGGCCACAUCCCGAGCUCGGCCAGCGCCAACAGCGUCGUGUACGCCAGCCAGCAACAGAUGGUCCAGCAGCAGCAGCCGCCACAGGCGCCAGCCAUGCCCGCUCCCGGCUACGGUCCGCCCCAGGCACAUCCACAGCCGCCGCCGCAGCAGCAGCAGCAGCAGGCGGAGAAUCCGUAUGGCCAGGUGCCGAUGCCGCCGCCCAUGAAUCCGUCACAAGGCCAGAUCCCUCUGAACCGCAUGAGCAGCCAGGGCGGGGGCCAGCCCGCUGCUCCAGCCCCGCCCCCGCCGCCGCCCACCUUCGGCGGAGCUCCGCCAGCGCCGCCACAGAUGUUCAACGGAGCCCCGCCUCCGCCGCAGCCGCCGGCUCCACCGGCGCCACCAGCGCCGCCAGCCAUGGGCGGACCGCCAGCUCCGGGUGGUCCCGGGGGUCCUGGCGCCCCUCCUCCACCGCCUCCGCCCCCGGGAAUGGGCGGAGCGCCCAAAAAAGAUGACCCCCAAGCAGAUCUCAUGGGCUCGCUGGCCUCCCAACUGCAACAGCUCAAGCUCAAGAAAAACAAGUCCACGACUUCUGCUCCGGAGAACAGUGGCAGCAGCACCUCCAGUGGAGGCAGCGGAAACUAUGGCACAAUCGGACGCAGCUCCAAUGGCAUGGCCUCCAUGAUGGACGAGAUGGCCAAGACGCUGGCGCGGCGUCGUGCCCAGGCCGAGAAGAAAGAGCCCGAUCCUGAGCCCGAGGUGAAGCAGCGUCCGUGGGAGAAGUCCAACACGCUGCCCCAUAAGCUGGGCGGCGGUGCCGGAAACGGCUCUGGGACGAACGGGCCCAACGGCAGCUCUGGCGGAGCUGGCAGCAACACAACGAACAGCGGCGGGGAAUCGCCACGACCCAUGCGAAAGCGCUUCGGCAGUGCCAGCGAGGAGACCAUUCUGAAGGUGAACGGCGAUGGCCUGUCCCUGGCACUGUCCAACGGAGACUUGGACACACUGAAGGCUGAGAUAGUGCGCGAGAUGCGCCUGGAGAUCCAGAAGGUCAAGAACGAGAUCAUAGAUGCUAUCAAAUCGGAGUUCAAUCGCAGAUAG
Drosophila persimilis is the source of this 3042-nucleotide messenger RNA. RefSeq names its product protein enabled (gene ena). The transcript has 10 exons. The coding region runs from base 1 to 3042 and encodes 1013 amino acids. Gene Ontology annotation, molecular function: SH3 domain binding. Lineage: Eukaryota; Metazoa; Arthropoda; Insecta; Diptera; Drosophilidae. The record is from RefSeq and is a predicted model, not a curated record.